UUUUGCAGACGUCAAAACCAACUUUUGCUCGGCAUUUUCUUCAGUCCGGCCAGGAAUUUCUGGCUGUUGGUUUCAUAUAUAUAAGAUAGAAUAGUUUCUUUAUUUUAAAUAACGCUGUAAAACAACCGACGGGUAGUUAAACAUUCCAGCAAGUGUUUUUUUAAAUUAUUCCCUUUUUACAGGAAGUGACGUGUACUUUCGCGUGUAGCUGUAAAACGGCAUACUUAUACAUAAAAUCGUGUUUUUUGUGAAUGAUUUGGCGUUAGUUGAACCGACGGAGUGAUCACCGUGCAAUAUUGUUUUAUCUCAUCCGGCGAGCGAUGAGCGUACGCAAAAGACAAGACCAACGUCCGGAUCAAGUCCAGCUGUUGACGCCUGUGUCCGCCAUCACCGGUGACCACGAUGAGGACAAACAUGAAUCCAGCGACCUGCGAGGGGAUUGGAGCAACAUAGCGAUUCUGUUUUUCCUAUACCUGUUGCAAGGUAUUCCUAUCGGAUUGGCCGCAGCAAUUCCGAUGCUGUUACAGAAUCGUGGCGCCAGCUACAAGCAGCAGGCCGAGUUUAGUUUCGCCCAUUGGCCGUUCAGCAUGAAGCUGCUAUGGGCCCCAAUCGUAGAUUCGCUGUACUGGAACCGCUUCGGCCGGCGCAAAUCAUGGCUGAUACCGACCCAGUAUCUGAUUGGCAUUUUUAUGCUCAUUCUGUCUAUGCAUGUGAACCGCUGGCUCGGUAAUAGUUCUGAGGAUGCCACGCUUGCACCAAACAUACCGAUACUGACCGGAAUAUUUUUUGCGUUGAAUUUCCUCGCCGCAACACAGGACAUUGCCGUGGAUGGCUGGGCGCUGACGAUGCUGAAGCGGUGUAAUGUGGGUCAUGCUUCGACGUGUAACAGUGUCGGUCAGACGGCAGGAUAUUUCCUGGGCUAUGUUGCGUUUAUGGCCCUAGAGUCUGCCGAGUUUUGCAAUAGCUACUUACGAGCGGAAGCUUCGGAUGAAGGCCUGGUGACGCUUCCUGGGUUCCUUUGGUUUUGGGGUUUGGUGUUUCUGGCUACCACAACACUUGUAGCACUGUUGAAACGCGAAUCCCUUCCCAGCAUAGAUCGAGGGCACGACGAACAUUUAGAGCUGGAUAUAAAACAAACCUAUCGGCUACUGCUCAACAUUAUCAAAAUGAAACCUAUAUUGAUUUUGACGGCCAUUCUUUUAACCGUAAAAAUAGGAUUCGCUGCUUGUGAUGCCGUUAGCUCUUUGAAGCUUAUCGACGCUGGUGUUCCGAAGGAUAAACUAGCUUUGCUAGUCGUACCACUAGUCCCACUGCAAAUAAUACUUCCACUGGUGAUUAGUAAAUACACUACAGGACCACGCCCUAUGGAGGUAUACCUGAAAGCCAUUCCGUAUCGGAUAGCUCUAACAAUCGUCGCUGCUGCCGUUGUGUGGUUCACUCCAGCUUUAAUACACAAUAACCACGUUCCUUACCACUACUAUUUGAUACUGUUGACCAACUAUGGAUUGUACCAGAUAGCUCUCUAUAGCAUGUUCGUUGCGGUGAUGGCAUUUUUCGCCCGAAUCAGCGAUCCAGCGGUUGGAGGUACAUAUAUGACGCUGCUCAAUACGCUAAGCAAUCUUGGCGGCAACUGGCCAACUACGGUUGUACUGUGGAUGGUGGACGUGCUCACCUGGAAGCGCUGCUCGAAUGCAACAGACAACACGUGCUCUAGCACCACACAACAGGAGAUAUGUACAGACGGAGGUGGAAAAUGUGAAAUUCAGAUCGACGGAUACUACAUUGAGGUUGCCAUCUGCUUAGUGUAUGGAAUUAUUUGGUAUCAAUGGGGUAAGCAUAAAAUACGCUACCUACAGAGUUUGCCUCUGAAUGCUUGGCGGGUGGUGCAUCGGCAGCGGGAGCAUACGAGUUAGCAAUUAUUGCAGUUGAUAUAGACAAACGAUUGCCUGAGGAAAAACCACCGACAACGGCGUGAUUGAGUGAUAUAUUAUUUUCGUUUUAGUGCAAAUUCUUCGUUAGAGUAAUUUUGUUUUAUCUAGUUUAUUUAGUGGGAGACGUGGGAAAUCAGUGGUUCAUAAAUAUAUACACACAAUACAAUGAGCAGCUAAUUGAUCUGAUAAUUGGCCAAUGAUUACAAAAUGUCUUCGAAUGAUACAGCAAAGCAAACUGAUUUUCGAUGUUCUCACAUUUUAGACAAGCACAUUGCACAUAGCACAUCUUGUUUUAACGAUGCCUUUACGAAGCUGUGAGACUGAUGAAACUACUGCUCACUGGAAUCUAGUUAGUAUACGCGGGAUUCAAAAAUCGCUGGUAAAAUAAAUCUUCGUAUAGGUUUAUCCGUUUUAACAGGCAUCAUUUGAGCAUUCUUUAGGAUCUGUUUUACGGGUUUUGUGUAGCAUACUUUCGUACAGAGUUUUGUUUAUAAACACUAGUGUGAAUUAUUUUUUAAGAUAUAUGUAGAAUUAUAAGACCACGACACAAACUCUGUCUACAAAUUCCUAUUAUAACAAAUUAUUCCAUCGGUUAUAAGGCAACUUUACGCGCAAAUUACUUUGCCUCGGAAAUAUAGCGUAGCUAUAUAAGUCAUUGAUCAUUGUAAUAAUUAUUUGUUUCAUUUGAAUCGACGAAAUAAAUUACCAUACAUUUA
Molecule: messenger RNA, 2647 nt
Organism: Topomyia yanbarensis
Lineage: Eukaryota; Metazoa; Arthropoda; Insecta; Diptera; Culicidae
Product: acetyl-coenzyme A transporter 1
Exons: 4
Coding region: 321-1913 (530 amino acids)
Cellular component (GO): membrane
Molecular function (GO): acetyl-CoA transmembrane transporter activity
Source: RefSeq, a predicted model, not a curated record